UCAAAGUAGAAUCUGAUUUUACACUACAAACAUGAACUGCCUGAAGAUCUGCGGCUUUUUCUUUGCGCUGAUUGUGGCUCUGACGACGGCAGAGGCUUCGACCCAAGUGUUGAACGCUGGCGGCCACACUCUGAUUCAGACGGAUCGCUCUCAGUACAUACGCAAGAACUAAUAGAAUGCACAACACAAGAAAUAAAAACACUUAAAAUCUA
Messenger RNA from Drosophila serrata, 212 nucleotides. RefSeq names its product Daisho2 (gene Dso2). NCBI's taxonomy places the organism in Eukaryota, Metazoa, Arthropoda, Insecta, Diptera, Drosophilidae. The record is from RefSeq and is a predicted model, not a curated record.